CGCUUGUUUCUGAUUAGUUGAAUUUCAAACGGUCAAACUCAAAACUAGGCGGUUGUAUCUUGUAUAGUGUAAGAGUUCGGAGAUCGUCAACAACGCGUGCGAGCUAUGUCAAUCGGUAUUUACAACGAUAUAUUAAAACUGGUGCGUUUUACAGCGGUUAAGUAAAUUUGGCGGACGCAGGAUCAAAUUGGCCACUGCAAGUUGGUAGACUCACGCUGUCGAAAUGACAACUUCACUGUCGAUAUUGGCCUCUCACGAUGAGCUGGUACGUUGUACCAAUGUACUCGUCAACGGAUCGUGCGAAGAAGAAUUUCUGCGCUUUGCUAUCAACCAGGAAGAGAUGCGACAAAAAUGGUUGGCAUCUGUACAGGAAUGCCAGCGACUUCAUUCUGCUUUGGAAAAAUCUCAUUUAGAGUCGGCAGAUCUAGAAAGAAAAUUAAGUCAUGCUCGUCGACUUCUUGACGAGGAAAAACGACGAAGACGUAUCGUUGAAGAUCAACGUAACUCGUUGGAACGACAAAUAUCCAUGGUUCGUGACUUGUUCCUACAUGAUGGAGGUAGAAACCUGAAUGAUGAAACACGUGAAAAGUUGCAAUUCCUCAAUAAUACAACAUUAAAUAAUCGCAGCAGCAACGUUCAUCUAAAAGACUUGCAUCACGCUGAUAAGCUUAAUACAAUAGCAGAAUUGGAUUCUACCGGGUCUCUGCUUAGCGAUCUGAGUUGUUUUUCAAAAUCGGAGGACGACUUGGACGCGAGUGUCAUGCUCCAGCAAAAUCAAAAGAAACGGGAAUGGAAAGAGCACAGACCAAGCGGGGAAUAUUCAACCAAGAAAAGGCGCAGCAGCAUUCAGAAAGCUGUAGACUUGAAUACAUCAGAUCGGAUAGUAGCGACAACUACUGUUGUUCUGCCCAAGGAUGGGCCCAUCACAGCGUCUUCUGUGAUUGAAGCAAAGCCUGGGAAUGAAAAUGAAGAUCCAAAUACUCAAAUAAAACAGAGCCCCCACAAAUAUCGCACGAGUGCUGACCGCUCCAGACAAAAAAGUUCACACGUGGAUGCAAAAAAUCCAUUGAUGGACGUGGAGCCUUCAGCUCCAAAAGCCGACAUCAUGACUUCCGGUUCAGAUUCCGAAGGUGUAUUUAAGCCCAGCCCUAAUAUCGGUGGAUAUACUUUGAACAUUAAAUCGUCCAGGGGUCACACUUUCACGGCAAAGACUGUUAUCAAGCCAGAAGUAUGCACUCCUUGUGGCAAACGUAUUCGAUUCGGACGCGUAGCUUUGAAAUGCAGAGAGUGCAGAGCUACUUCUCACGCCGAAUGUAAAGACCUAGUACCAUUGCCGUGCGUACCUGCAGGAAAUACUCCGACUUUGCGUGGUAUUUCUGGUACAAUUGCAGAUUAUACCCCCAUGAUACCACCCAUGGUGCCGUCGCUGGUGGUACACUGCAUAAAUGAGGUCGAACUGAGGGGAAUGGGCGAACAAGGUUUAUACAGGGUGAAUGGCGGUUCGAGCGACGUUAAAUGCUUGAAGGACAAAUUUUUGAAAGGAAAGGGUGCACCCAACCUUUCCGACAUUGAUAUACCGACUAUUUGUUCAACUUUGAAAGAUUUCUUGAGAACUCUUCGCGAACCUUUGAUCACAGUCGGACUAUGGGCAGAUUUUGCAAGAGCGACGGCCAUUUCUGAUAAACAGGAUGCUGAUGCUGCUCUUUACCAAGCGAUAUCGGAAUUACCGCAACCGAAUCGCGAUACAUUAGCAUUCUUGAUUCUCCAUUUGCAGCGAGUGUCGAGCAGUCCAGAAUGCAAAAUGCCGAUCACUAAUCUUGCCAAAGUAUUCGGACCAACUCUUGUCGGCUAUAGCUGCCAGGAACCAUCUCCAAACUCAAUGCUAAGUGAAACAAAAAGCCAAGUUGCAAUAGUGGAAAGUCUGUUGAAGAUUCCGUCAGAUUAUUGGGCAAAUUUUGUCAACUCCGAAGGUCUAAACGGAGUGGGAACACCGAAAACUGGGGAACUUAGACACACUCCGUCUACAGAGUCACUUUUAAAACGAACAGCAUCUAGGGGAUUUUUCAAUACUCCUAUCAGUUCAAGCCGAACGUUCAUGAGAAAAAACAAAAAAUACUUUGCGACACCACCAUCAAAAAGCGGGUACUAAAACGGUGAAUGGCUUUAAAAAUUUUUUUUUCAUCCUCUUUUUAUAAAUUACGGGCGUAAUAGUUAGCCUAGAAUAACCGUAUAUUUAAAUUUUUCUCCAGCAGAAUUUUACUCACAUAACAGGUACUUUUUAAUUUGAUAAUAUUUUUCAAUUCUGCGUCCAUUCAUCUGAAGCUUCUUUGAACUUUUGCUUUGUAGCUAGUAAAUCUUACGAAUACUUAGAAUUAAAAUAUCAAAUAAUGAAAUAUUUUGUCAAAGCUAUAAGCUAAAUGAAAUGCCUUCUUUGAGCUGCAUGCGGCUCGUUUUUGGCAUAAUUAAAAUUGGAUAAUUACUUCUGAUAAUAUGAGCUUACAUAUCGGCGCUAGUUUCUCAUGAGGACUAAAAUCCGUUUCAUAGUGUUGGAAUGAUAAUUAUUUUUCAAUUACAAAUUUAAUCAGUGUACAAUUUAGCUCUAUUUUUUUCUGUUCAACUUUACGCAUAAGUAUUAUAACACAAGUGAUCAGAUCACUAUUGAUGACAGCGUGUAAAUUAAAAAUCCACUAAUCACAAUGUAAUUUUUUUGUCUCCAUACAAAUUAUCUGGGCCUGUCGAAAGGAACACUUAUUUAUUUUUCAAUACAAAAUAUCUAAUAAAAUGGAUAACUUUCUAGUUAAUAUUAAUAUUAAUUAAUGUAUUACUUUAGACGUUGCAAAUAAAAGAUUUAAACCUGACUUUCUUAUAUUGUUAAUAUUAUUCUUAAUAUUCUGUAAAUUUCACUUUUGUAUAGUAACGGCAAGAAUAGGAAUUUCAGGCUGUAUAGGCCAGCUUAAAACUACCACGAUUAAUCCAACUUUUUUUCAUAUGUAUUUCUUAGUUGCUCACUGAAUCAUUUUAAACUGAGCAAACCAGCACUCGUAUAGUAUUUUGAAAUGUCCAAUAAAUUCCCGAAAACAGAUAGCGAGGCCAUUGAAUUUCAGAACACUGGGAUGUACUUAAUUACUCGGUUCGGGAACACGUUUUCUCUUUGAGUUCCCAGCAUGACUCCCAGUACUGUCUUAAUCUGUUGU
Messenger RNA from Neodiprion virginianus, 3194 nucleotides. It is a transcript of the gene tum, whose product is annotated as rac GTPase-activating protein 1. Lineage: Eukaryota; Metazoa; Arthropoda; Insecta; Hymenoptera; Diprionidae. Gene Ontology annotation, biological process: signal transduction. The record is from RefSeq and is a predicted model, not a curated record. The coding region runs from base 224 to 2149 and encodes 641 amino acids. The transcript is spliced from 11 exons.